AUGGCGAACGCUGGAGCGGGGCGGAUGAGCGAUCACGAACGUUGGAAACCGACUGACAAGGUUACCUAUAAUGCCUUAUUGGAUGUUUAUGGCAAGUCCAGACGCCCCAAAGAGGUUAUGCAGGUCCUCAGAGAGAUGGAAGCCAAUGCCUUUUCUCCCACCGUUGUUACUUACAAUUCCCUGAUAUCUGCUUGUGCUAAAGGUGGUUUGUUGGAGGAGGCACUCCAGCUUAAAACCCAAAUGCUGGACAAGGGGAUUCAGCCUGACGUCUUUACAUACACCACCCUUUUGUCCGGAUUUGAGAAGGCCGGAAAAGACGAGCUUGCCAUCCAAAUUUUUGAAGAGAUGGGAUCCGUGGGAUGCAAGCCUAAUAUUUGUACCUUCAAUGCCCUUAUUAAGAUGCAUGGCAACCGAGGAAAGUUUGCCGAAAUGAGGAAAGUUUUUGACGAGAUCAAGGUGUACAAUUGCUCCCCUGAUAUUGUUACUUGGAACACCCUUCUGGCCGUGUUUGGACAAAAUGGAAUGCACUCCCAGGUGUCUGGAAUAUUUAAAGAAAUGAAGAGAGCUAGUUUUGUGCCCGAGAGGGAUACUUUCAACACUCUGAUUAGUGCCUACAGCAGGUGUGGUUCCUUUGACCAGGCAAUGGCCGUUUACAAGAGCAUGCUCGAAGCUGGAGUGGUGCCGGAUCUUUCUACCUACAAUGCUGUUUUAGCAGCAUUGGCCCGAGGAGGGCUCUGGCAACAAUCUGAGAAAGUCCUUGCUGAAAUGAAGGACGGACGGUGUAAACCUAAUGAGAUGUCAUAUUCUUCUUUGCUUCAUGCUUAUACCAAUGGUAAGGAGAUUGAAAGGAUGAAUGCUCUUGCGGAGGAUAUAUACUCCGGCUCUAUUGAAACACAUCCCGUUCUUCUGAAGACCCUUGUUCUAGUAAACAGCAAGAGUGAUCUCCUGAUGGAUACAGAGCGUGCCUUUUUGGAAUUAAGGAGAAGAGGUAUUUCGCUUGACAUUACUACUCUUAAUGCAAUGCUUUCGAUAUAUGGGAGGAAGCAGAUGGUGGCCAAAGCCAACGAGAUUUUGAACUUCAUGCAUGACAGGGGAUUUUCUCCGAGUUUGACUACAUAUAAUAGUUUAAUGUAUAUGUACAGCCGUUCUGAAAACUUUCAAAAAUCAGAAGAAAUCUUGAGGGAAGUUCUGGAGAAAGGUACGAAACCUGAUAGAAUUUCAUACAAUACUGUUAUUUAUGCAUAUUGCAGAAAUGGUAGGAUGAAGGAGGCUUCGCGAAUAUUUUCUGAAAUGAAAGACUCUGCACUUAUUCCUGAUGUUGUAACUUACAACACAUUUAUUGCAACUUAUGCCGGCGACUCGAUGUUUGCUGAAGCUAUUGAUGUAGUUCGAUACAUGAUCAAGCAGGGAUGUAAACCAGACCAGAAUACUUAUAACUCCAUUGUUGAUUGGUAUUGUAAGCUCAACCGUCGGGAUGAGGCCAACAGUUUUGUUAAAAGCCUUCGCAAUCUUGACCCACAUGUUUCCAAGGAGGAGGAAAAUAGGUUACUUGAGAGAAUAGUAAAAAUGUGGCCAUAAGUUUUUUCACGAUUCUGCUAUACUGGAACU
This is a messenger RNA of Vigna angularis (adzuki bean), 1608 nucleotides long. RefSeq names its product pentatricopeptide repeat-containing protein At5g02860. The transcript has a single exon. NCBI's taxonomy places the organism in Eukaryota, Viridiplantae, Streptophyta, Magnoliopsida, Fabales, Fabaceae. The record is from RefSeq and is a predicted model, not a curated record. Gene Ontology annotation, molecular function: protein binding. Bases 1 to 1578 code for a protein of 525 amino acids.